UCCUGUGACGCGCUGAAAUUUUAAACUAUCCUCCUCCUCAGUGAUGGCGGCUUCGCUUCGCACUCUCCCUGCAAGCUGUAAUAACAAAUGGUACUACACUCGGCAACAGAUCGACAACAACCCAUCUCGGCGAGCUGGACUCGAUCCGGACAAGGAGCUUUCGUACAGACAACAGGCGGCCAACCUGCUGCAGGACAUGGGACAGCGGCUCAAUGUGUCCCAGCUUACAAUUAACACGGCCAUUGUGUACAUGCAUCGUUUCUACAUGGUCCAGUCCUUCACCAGAUUUCACAGAAAUGUCAUUGCUCCAGCAGCUCUUUUCCUUGCCGCAAAGGUGGAGGAGCAGCCCCGAAAGCUGGAACAUGUUAUUAAGGUGGCCCAUGCCUGUCUCAACCCACAGGAACCCUCACCUGACGUCCGCAGUGAUGCCUACCUGCAACAAGCCCAAGACCUGGUCAUUCUUGAGAGCAUAAUACUCCAGACCUUGGCGUUCGAAAUCACUAUCGACCAUCCGCAUACCCACGUGGUCAAGUGCACCCAGCUGGUUAGAGUUGUUUCAGCAAGUAAGGAUCUUGCUCAGACAUCUUACUUCAUGGCAACCAACAGUCUCCACUUGACCACAUUCUGCCUGCAGUACAGUCCGCCGGUCGUGGCUUGUGUGUGCAUCCAUCUUGCCUGCAAGUGGUCCAACUGGGAGAUUCCCGUUUCUACGGAUGGCAAACACUGGUGGGAAUAUGUUGACCCCACAGUUACACUCAAGCUUCUGGACGAGCUUACACACGAGUUCCUGCAGAUCCUGGAGAAAACACCCAGUCGAUUAAAACGCAUCCGCAACUGGAAGGCUGGAGGUCAGACACCAAAAACCAAGCCAAAAGUCCAGGAGGAGGGCGACCAGAGGGACACCAUGAUGAACAUGAUCUCCAUGGCCUCUUCAGAGAGCACCGUGGCAGGCCUGCUCAGCCUCUCGGCGCCGCCCUCCGCGUCGUCUUCGUCUUCAACGGCUGACAAGGAGAGGACGCCCGGCAGCGCUCAGACCUGGAGUGGUAAGAGCCAGACGGGGCCUGAGCAGCAGGCCAACCACGAAGUCCACACCCCCGCUAAGGUGUCCUUAAGCGAGUACCGUGCCAAGAAUGCGGAUGUGCUGGCCGCCCAGAAGAGGAAGCUGGAGAACAUGGAGGCCAGCGUGAAGAGGGAGUACGCCAACGCCGCGCAGGCUCUCAUUGGUCAGCAGCAGAGGAAGGAGAAACAGCAGCAUCAUCAUCAGCAGUCAGGUUCGUCUUCCUCCGACCUGUCCAACCCGUCACCCAUUAUUCUGAAAAUCCCCCUGGAGAAGGAGAGACACGAUAGAAGUUCUUUGAAAAUGAAGUUUCCUCUUGCCGGCGGAGGCAGCAGUGGGCACGGUGGCCGAGGACAGGACCAGGACAUCAAAGUGCGUAUUCGUAUGCCCGAGAAGCAAAGGGGGGGUUCGGGCGAGGAGGGCAAGAGCAGGGACAAGCACAGGGAGAGGUCAAACCACCACCACCACUCCUCCUCCUCGAGGAGCGCGUCGCUUUCCUCCUCGCACAAACACUCAAGUUCCGGUGGUGCAUUAGGAAGCGGCAAAAAAGUCCCAAAUGACUCGUCUCGAACAAGCUCAUCUUCUUCUGCAUCACGCAAGAGGAUACACCCCCAAGACCCCUCUGCGGGAUCUCACCCCGCUUCCAAAGUCAGCAAGUCUUCUCGCAAUCCCUACCAGCUACCGUCCCUGUCUUCCUCCUCUGGCCAAACACUGACGUCUGACAUCCUCCCCGCCCUCGGCCUCCCCCACCACCAAGGGAGCUAUUCACACCCCAAAGGUGAAAAGACGGACACCAACGGACACGGGGCGACGGGGGGCUCCCAGUCCAACGAGUACCAGGACACUUUUGAAAUGUUAAACUCUCUUCUGAGCGCGCAGGGGGUCCAGCCAUCCCAGCCGUCCAUGUUUGACUACAGAUCCCAGUACGGGGACUACAGGUACUCUGGCGGAUCCAGAGGGGGCAAUGCCAGACCCCCACCCCUGCCUUCAGACCCCCCUCCACCUCUUCCGCCAUUACCCAAAUGACUUUUUUUUUUUUUUUUUUUAAUGUCUGUCGCUGUCUGUUACAUAAAGUAUUGUAUGAUUUUUAGAUAUUUUAUAGGCGUUAAGAGCUGAUGCAACUUUUAAAGGAUUUUAUUUUUACUGAUCACUCGAGGCUUGAAAAGCUGAGGCUUGAACACGUGAGGGGAAACGAACGUUCACAUAAAGGUCUGGAUUCCAUUUUGGCUGCAAUGAAAUUAAUUUAGAUUACGUAACAUGUUUCCCUUUGACUGUUUUUGACACCUUUUUAGUUGGCACUUUUAUAGUGUUAUUUAUUGAUUUUUGUUCAUAAAAAUGUAAUUUUUUUUUCCAACAAUUAACUGUUUAGACGGCUUUGAGAGUCCAUCUCCAAAACAUUUUUUUUCUUUCUUCGAGCAGCCAUAACCUAAAAAAAAAUGGGCUUUCCCUGCUCUUUUUGGUGUCCUGUGUUUAUAUUGGAUAAAUGUAUGCAAAGAUUGUAAAAUGUUUAAACCAGUACACAAAAUAUUUUUACAUUUUAAGGAAACAAAUGCAAAAAAUCAUGUAAAUUUUUUUUUUUUUUUUUAGUGUUGCAGUCAUUGUUUUAAAUGGUUGUAAAAUUGUCAGUUUUAAAGAGGUCAUACUUAUUGAAAAGAGACAGAGGAUAUUUGAUACAGGUUUAUUGGUAAAGGGAUUCCAAUAAUGAAUAAUAAAUAUCCUGCUAAUAUGAUGAGACUGAUGGAGUAGGAAAAAGAAAUGUACGUUCUUUAUUUGGAAUUGUCAUUUGUUUGUUUCUCCUGCAAUGGUGUACAUUUCUUUGAUGGUGGUUACAUUGUGGGAACCAUGUCUAUCAUAGCUCAGUAAAGGAUAAAAAUAAUACUUUGUCAUUUAUUUAGACAUGUCCUUUUUCGGGGGGUGUUUUAUUUCUUCAGGUAUAAGUCCCAGUGUACACUUGUGAGUUGAUGCUGGUUUGAUACAAUCAUUAAAGUUGUCUUGUUCCAUUUACAUUGUACAUUUUAACAAACCUGUUCAAUAUUACGUAUAUAUGUUAUCCCUCCGCAUUAUCAACAAUGCUUGCUUUUUUUGGCGGGGCAAAUCCUACAUUAGGAUUUAUUUUGUUGUUUGGAGCUUUCAAGCAAAUCAGCCAUAUCCUCUAAAUAUGUGAGUAACCUGUGCUUCUACAGAAAUAUUUUUAAUUCUGUAGAAAGAGUAAAUGCACUGAUUAUUGACCAGAAUGGUUUACGUACAGUACAACUGCAAAUAUAGAAUUGACUGACAAAUCUUAUUGUGAGAUCAUAAACUAAAAAAAAAAACUGCCAUGCAACUCUGCAAUGCAAAUCACUUCAUUACGUUUUACCUGAGGUGUUUCUGAAAAUUGUGGGUUUUGUAACUCAGUAGACUGGCAUUUAAUGAAAAAUCUCAGUGGGAUUUUGUUUUCCAUUUAACAUGUUCUAUGUGAAGACUUGUUUUUAAAUGAGAUUUUUUUUUCAAUUAAAGUUGCAAACUUUAUGG
This is a messenger RNA of Doryrhamphus excisus (bluestripe pipefish), 3568 nucleotides long. It is a transcript of the gene ccnt1, whose product is annotated as cyclin T1. Gene Ontology annotation, molecular function: cyclin-dependent protein serine/threonine kinase regulator activity. Lineage: Eukaryota; Metazoa; Chordata; Actinopteri; Syngnathiformes; Syngnathidae. The record is from RefSeq and is a predicted model, not a curated record. Gene Ontology annotation, biological process: regulation of transcription by RNA polymerase II.